AUGCUGGCUUUCUAUGACAGAUUCUUGAAGAACAGGGCAACAAUUGCCAGCUGUCUCUACCAGCUCCUGCAGAAGGACGCCACGUGGAGAUAUGAGACCAACCAUCAAGAAGCAUUCGAUAAGCUUAAGAGAUUGCUGCUCAGUCAGACCGUACUGGCACACUACGAUGAACAGAAGGAGCUUCUCGUCUCAUGUGACGCUUCACCGUACGGCAUAGGAGCUGAGAUAGCACGUCUGACAAAACAAGACAGCAUCCUGCAGAGGUUGUACAAGGCAGUGCAGGAUGGCACAGUGGAAAAACUCACUGGAGAGGAGUUCACUCCUUACCGACGAAGAGCGACCGCACUAGCAUUUCAUCGUGAGUGCAUCACACUUGGAUCACAGGUGAUCAUACCAAACUCAGCACGAUCUCACGUCCUGGCACUUUUACAUGCUGGUCACCGAGGCAUGGUAGCCAUGAAAAAGGGCACAAGGAGCUACAUAUGGUGGCCCGGAAUCGACAAGGUAAUCAAAGAAACGGUGCGACAGUGCCGUGAAUGCCGUUCAACGCAGAAGAGCCCACCCAAAGCUCCUAUUCCCACCUGGGACCGUCGCCAGACACCAUGGCACACAGUGCACGUUGACUUCGUGGGGCCACUGCUCGGGCGCACCUACUUGGUUGUUGUGGACGCACACACAAAGUGCGUGGAAGUUCGGCACGUGAUGCAAGCAACAUCCGCGGUUUUCAUCGAUGUGCUCCGAAGCCUCUUUGCAACGUUUGGCAUUCCCUGA
Molecule: messenger RNA, 771 nt
Organism: Dermacentor silvarum
Lineage: Eukaryota; Metazoa; Arthropoda; Arachnida; Ixodida; Ixodidae
Exons: 2
Coding region: 1-771 (256 amino acids)
Molecular function (GO): nucleic acid binding
Source: RefSeq, a predicted model, not a curated record